AGAGAUUCUCUGUCAGAUCCUCAGUGUUGCGGCUGGAACUCACUGGGAGAGGGGAUUUGGCUACUUUGUCCCCUCAGACUCGGAGAGUGGAGGCGCCGGCAGCCAUGUUAUGGUUGGCACCUUCUGUGAAGUUAUGAGGAGACAGUGACCAGCAAGGGUUCCACAGCCAUGUUACGGUUGGCAGUUCUGUGAAGUUAUGAGGAGACAGUGACAACCGAGGGUUCCACAAUGAAAGCGGCGCUGCUGGUGUUGCUUCUCCUGAGCUGCAGUGAGACUGUGGUACCGACCCGUGUGUUCCCCGCCCUGUCCCACCUGAAGCCCCAGAAGGGCGAUGAUGUACAGACUGCGGCGGUCCGGGAGCUGCUCGCACGGCUACUCGGGGGCAGGGCCAGCGAAUUCUCAGUGACUGUCAAUAGCUCAUUGGCUGAGGGAGGGCGGGACACCUACCGGCUCAGCUCCGGGGCCGGGGGCACAGUGCUGGUUGUGGGGAGCAGUGGGGUGGCCGCAGCUUCGGGCUGUUAUACCUACCUGAAAGCCUUCUGUGGGGCCCACCUCUCCUGGUCAGGGGCCCAACUGCAACUGCCGCCGGCCCUUCCCCCUGUGCCCGCCCCCCUCACUCGCUCCGCCCCCCACAGAUUCCACUACUACCAGAAUGUCUGCACCUCCAGCUACUCCUUUGUGUGGUGGGACUGGGCGCGCUGGGAGAAAGAGAUUGAUUGGAUGGCACUCAGCGGGAUCAACAUGCCCCUCGCUUUCACCGGCCAGGAAGCCAUUUGGUAUAAAGUAUAUUUAUCAUUGGGUCUGAAUGAAUCUGAGAUUUUUGAUUUCUUCACUGGGCCGGCGUUCCUGGCAUGGGGGCGAAUGGGGAAUAUUCACACGUGGGGGGGCCCUUUGUCCAUUUCAUGGAUGGAGAAGCGGCUGUCCCUGCAGCUGCAGAUCACUGAGCGUAUGAGAUCCCUGGGAAUGAUCACCGUGUUACCAGCGUUUGCCGGACACAUCCCGGAGGGGAUCCUGAGGGUUUUCCCCAAAGUCACUGUGAGCAGACUGGGCGGAUGGAGCAAUUUUAACUGCACGUAUUCCUGUAGUUACCUCCUGGAUCCAGAAGAUCCCCUGUUUCAGUGGAUUGGGGAACUCUUCCUGAGCCAGAUGGUCCAGUCAUUUGGCACUGACCAUAUCUACAGCGCAGACACAUUCAAUGAGAUGUCCCCCACGUCGUCCGACCCCGGCUACUUGUCCGCAGUCAGCGGCGCUAUAUUCAAAUCCAUGGCAAAAGUUGACCCGGACGCCAUAUGGCUGAUGCAAGGUUGGCUGUUUAUAAACAACCCAUCGUUCUGGCAGCCGGCUCAGACGAAGGCGUUGUUACACGGCGCGCCGAUCGGCCGAAUCAUCGUGCUGGACCUGUUCGCAGAGACUGUGCCCGUUUACCUAACGACAGAGUCUUUUUACGGCCAGCCGUUCAUCUGGUGCAUGCUUAAUAACUUUGGGGGGAACCAUGGUUUGUUUGGAAACAUAGAAGGAGUUAAUAGGGGACCCUUUGAUGCCGCCAAGUUUCCCAACUCUACAAUGGUGGGCACAGGGUUAACCCCUGAAGGCAUUGAGCAGAAUGACAUGAUAUACGAGUUUAUGAACGAAAUCGGUUGGAGCUCGCAACCCAUCAACCUGACCAAAUGGAUUUCCAAUUAUUCCGACAGACGCUACGGGCAGAGCAAUACAGAUGCCAGGAUGGCAUGGCAGAUACUCCUCAGGAGCGUCUACAACUGCACCCAGAUUUUGCACAACCACAACCAUAGCCCGCUGGUACGUAGGCCGUCUCUGAAUAUGAACACGGAUAUUUGCUAUAACAAGGCGGAUAUAUACGAGGCAUGGAGGUUCAUGCACAACGCGUCCUUCGCUCUUGGAAAGAGCGCCACCUUCCUGUACGACUUGGUGGAUAUCACUAGGGAGGCCGUGCAGCAGUUGGUCUCCGAGUAUUACUUGGAAAUUAAGGAGGCUUAUGGGAAAAAGUCUCUUCAACAGCUGAUGACUGCAGGAGGGGUCUUGGUUUAUGACCUUCUACCUGAGCUUGAUAGUCUUCUUUCCAGCCAACCCGGGUUCCUGCUGGGCUCGUGGCUAAAAGCAGCGAAAUCAAUGGCGUCCACUCCGGCCGAAGCGGCUUUGUAUGACAUGAACGCGCGCAACCAGAUCACCUUAUGGGGGCCAACGGGGAACAUCCUGGACUAUGCCAAUAAGCAAUAUGGCGGGUUGGUGCAGGACUAUUACACCGAGCGCUGGGGCCUCUUUGUCUGGUUUCUCGUUCAGAGCCUCAACAAGGGGGAGCACUUUAAUCAGGACAAGUUCAACAAGGCUGUCUUUGUCCUAGAAGAAGACUUUGUGUACAAUGGCAAGGAGUACAUGGCGAGUCCUACUGGAGACACCCUGGAGAUAGCCAAUAAGAUCUAUCUGAAGUACCAGCCGUACGCCCGAAAGCGAUUCCUCCGCAGGAAUAAGGGCCUCGAGCUGAACCUGUAACCAGGGGACGUCUAUGAGUCGCCGAAUAUGACUUUAUCCUCCGGUGCCUUAUUUCCUUCCAGAAAUUCUUGGGAUUUUAUUAUAAUGAGGAGUUUUUCUUUUGCGCAUUGAUUUUUAUACAGAAGUAUUUUUCUAUUUUCCGUCCUUUCUGGUACAAAUUGUGGGGAUGGAAUGGAUCCUGACUCUUCUUCCCUCCUCCCCUUCCAUGUUUUUCAAAAUCGGUUCCUGACCAUUUCUCUAUUGCAGCCCAUUCUGCUAAGGCCAUAUAUGUGAAGUGCCAGCCUCCUCUUCUGCAACAAAAUGGCCCCUCGCUUUAGAUUUAACACCAUAAUGAAGAGCUAGAACCUUCAGAGCUUUGCCUGAAGAAUUCCGACUCAUGACCAAGACUAAUUGCACUGAAUCACUGACCCUGCACGGAAUGUUUGCUAAAUUUACUUUUUUUUUUGGUUUAUAUAAUGUUAUAUAUAUAUAUAUAUAUAUAUAUAUUUUUUUUUUUUUUUUUGCUCCAUUCCUAUCUUUUCCUGUGACCAAUAGUUCUACCUACAAUUUUUCUCUUAAUUAGUGGUAUAUUAGUAUAAUAAUACCGUGCAGCACCAAUUCCAUGGCAGUAAAUACAGUAAUGUAUACACACCAAAUAAAAGAAUGGGCUUCAUCUGUG
Messenger RNA from Xenopus tropicalis (tropical clawed frog), 3166 nucleotides. RefSeq names its product N-acetylglucosaminidase, alpha (gene naglu). Gene Ontology annotation, molecular function: alpha-N-acetylglucosaminidase activity. The coding region runs from base 229 to 2508 and encodes 759 amino acids. Gene Ontology annotation, biological process: system development. The record is from RefSeq and is a predicted model, not a curated record. The transcript has 6 exons. NCBI's taxonomy places the organism in Eukaryota, Metazoa, Chordata, Amphibia, Anura, Pipidae.